Messenger RNA from Megachile rotundata (alfalfa leafcutting bee), 2900 nucleotides. Its product is annotated as zwei Ig domain protein zig-8. Gene Ontology annotation, cellular component: neuron projection membrane. Lineage: Eukaryota; Metazoa; Arthropoda; Insecta; Hymenoptera; Megachilidae. The record is from RefSeq and is a predicted model, not a curated record. Gene Ontology annotation, biological process: synapse organization.
UACACGCGCUUCUUGCAAAACUACCUCGAAGUGGGAACAAUAAUAACGACGAAUCGUCGUGUUUACCUUUAGGAAUUCCCGGAUGAGUCAGUCGCAUGAUCGGUGUUGACCACGUUCCGUUCGUUUCGAAUGUUUGGGUGACACGAAUUCUAAGAAUUUCUACGCGGGUGUUUCGACAGUAUCGGAGAUGGUUCAAAGUGAGUCGCGCGACGGGGUUGCGAAGUAUUAACACAGUGUGCGAAAACGAUCUGUGAUUCGCUCGAGUGAUUCUUGUGGUGGUCUCACGGAUAACACUUGUUGGAAGACGGUUAUUUGUAAGAGGAAACACUUAACAAAAGAAGAUUACGGGCGGCUCCGCGCGCGGACUUUGCGCCCUUACGUCCGUAAAUCAGCUACGAUCGAUAGAUCGCGAUACAUAUUGGAAUGUCCGUGAAAGAACGUCGAAUAUGCGACACACGGGUGCACGAUUAAUCGUCGCGGGUACGUGCAACGGUCGUGGUUCGCUAUCAAGAGGGUUUCAAUUAAAUCUCCCGCGGGGAAGGUCAAGUGCGCCGUGUGAGCGACAUUCAGUUUUCAGUUUUAAUUAAAACACCCUCACGGGAUUCGUAUUACCGCGCUUGUGUUCGAAAUUAAUUAGCCACGACACGGACAGUUACGGCGGCAAGUGAGCAAAUCAGUGACGAGAGGGAAGAUCGGUUGAUGUUGUUCGACGGAGGAAUUAGACGGAAGUGUCGUUCGGUGAUUCGAUAUAUCGAUCACGACGAAAUCGUUCGGCAUAGAAGAAAAUAGCGACGCUGCCGGUGUGUGACAUCGCGUGUGCGACAGCUUAAAGAGGAAGCUCGAUCAGAUUUUUGUUAAACGUUUACUCGCGAGUGACAAAUUGUGCCGUUGCGUGCGAAAGGGGAACGCCAGUUCCAGAGGGAGAUAGAGGCGAUAGGAAAAGUGGGAGAAAAAGUGAGCAGCUUAUCGGUCGUCGUAGCAUCCACGGCGAAGGGAUGAAAGCGGCGUAGCAACGGCAAUAGGUAGUUCCAACCCCUCAUAGAGGCACAUAUUAUGUGAGGUGAAAUCUCAACGAGGGAAACGAAGAUGUCCGCCGUCAGCGUGGCUGCAUGGCUGCUCAGCGCCGUUGCCUUCGCCGCAAUUAAUAACGAGGCGCAUUGCUACAGCAUGUUGCACGGUAGCAGCGGAAAGAAUGGCAACGCACAUCAGAACAGCCUGGACGACAGCAGUACACCAUCAGGUCCGUACUUCGAUUUGUCGAACUCGAAGAACGUGACCGCUCUUCUGGGCAAGACCACUUACUUAAACUGUCGCGUGAAGAACUUGGGCAACAGAACGAUGACGUUGCAGGUUUCCUGGAUGCGACACAGGGACGUCCAUCUGCUCACAAACGGUCAUUACACGUACACGAACGACCAACGAUUCAGGGCGAUUCACCACGCACACACGGACGAUUGGAUGCUUCAAAUCAAGUAUCCGCAGAUUCGUGACAGCGGUUUCUACGAGUGUCAGGUUUCCACGACGCCUCACAUGAGUCACAUCGUGCAUCUGAACGUGAUCGAACCAAAAACGGAGAUCCUGGGAGCACCGGAUCUGUACAUCAACCGAGGUAGCACGAUCAACCUAACGUGCGUCGUCCUGCAAAGUCCAGAGCCUCCAGCCUACAUAUUCUGGAACCACAACGACGCCAUAAUCAGCUACGACUCGUCCAGGGGAGGAGUAUCCGUGGUCACCGAGAAGGGUGACACCACCACCAGCUUCCUGUUGGUACAGGAAGCAAAACCGUCGGACUCUGGCCGAUAUACUUGUAAUCCAAGCAACUCUCAACCAAAAUCGAUCACCGUACACGUACUCAACGGAGAGUAUCCCGCGGCAAUGCAGCAUGGCGGCCAAGCCAAGCAACCGAGGCUCUACUCCCUUCUGCUCUGUUUGUGUCUGCUGCUGUACUAACCGUUCCCCAUUCUGGACCACUGUUCCUUUUCCCGGUCGUAAACGGUGAAACGAAGGACAUGCACCGUGACGAACACAGCGAUCGGGGACAAACGUCGAAGAAAGUACUCGCGUUCGUGCGACCGGAAAUCACGGGUGGUGUAGUGACGCGUUAUCGUUGUACCGUCGACGAUAGAAAACACGAAUCGACGACGAAACGUGAAAAAACCGAAUGCCUGGAAGCCUAACACCGUCAAGAGGGGGUGUAUCACGGAGGGUGCAGUUUCAGCGACGCAACAAAAUGACUGAUCGUAAUCGUUGCUGAACACGCGACGCGGAACUCGCGACGAGUUCGCGGAACGAUUAAGCUCCGUGCCUUGUCGGGGCGGAAAUUGAGAUGGCGGGAGGAACGGAACAAACCAUCGGGACAAAAGCGAGGAUCAGAAUACAAAGGAUCGUCUUUCCUCCGCAAUUAUUCAGCCACCCUGUCGGAACGUGUUACGAACGGAACAGGAAGACAAAUAGGGGUUGAAAGGGGUGCGAAAGAGUGAGAAAAGUGAAAUUUCGAUCGACGGUGUUUCCUUCGCUCGUAAUUCUGAUCGUAUCGCGUCGAUCCUAAACGUCGAUAAUCAUUCGUUAGAGACCAAUGCAACAUGGAAACGAGCGUUCGAUUAAUGCGCGAGUUUCCGCUUCGAAUACGCGACGCUCACUUCCGGAACUCUAAUCCUCGUUGUGUCAUCGACAAAGACGAACUCGUGAUAACAGAAUCUCCGACGAGAAUCGUGUGUAAGCGCAGACACUCUGACACUCCGUUAUGAGCACCUAAUUAUUAUAAAUAAUUUUUGGAUGUUUUUACUGUUUUAUGAUAUGAAGUUUAAGUUAUACUUCAGUCGUUAUCUAUUGACAAUGGUCUUAAUUUUAACAAUGCUUAAAAUGUAACUAUCUAUUCACUCCUACAUUUCAAAUUUUAA